Messenger RNA from Bombus huntii, 1443 nucleotides. RefSeq lists its product as uncharacterized. The coding region runs from base 859 to 1317 and encodes 152 amino acids. The record is from RefSeq and is a predicted model, not a curated record. Lineage: Eukaryota; Metazoa; Arthropoda; Insecta; Hymenoptera; Apidae. The transcript is spliced from 4 exons.
UCUAAAUUUAUCUAAGGGAUAUCCUUUUGGAAAGAUGAUAUCAGAGUUAAGAUUAUUUUACUAUAUCUGAAUUAAAACUGACUGAACGUCAGAGAAUGUUCUAACGGUGCGAACAUUUAACAUUCGUAACAACUCAGAAUGAUUCGUCGUGAAAUAGCUGCGUCUGAUUUUAUCGCGAUGUUAGGAAGGGAUGUUUGGAAAACAUGGCAUAGCAGAGUGCGUUUAGCCACGCAUUUCGCCACUAUAAAAUCGAUCGCUCAACCAGCCAGCAGCAAUCAUCGACGUAGCUCGAUUGAUGAUCGACUUUUCUCCAAGGAUCCGAAUAGAAAGUUACAUAAAGAAUGAAGCUCCUAACAGUUUUGUUAGUGUUAUUCUUCUUGAAAGUGAGUAGAAGUCGUAUCUUUCUCGUUAGUAUCGAUUCAACGUUGAUAAAUCUGUUUCUAGGUACAGUACGGAUCCUUCGCUAAAUUAGGAUCGACAGAAAAUCAAACGCAAGAAGGUGAACAGCGAAGCGUCCGAGUUCAGCGGGUCUCUGACCGCGAGUUCCCCGGAAAUGACUUGCGUCGGACAGAAAACUCCAUAGAAGAAAUCGUGAAUCUACGUGCGGCUCUAUUAGGAAGCGGCGAUUAUUUCGAGAAACUUCGCAGAGACUUUCCUAAUUUAGACAAUCUAAUACAACAGGAAGCGAGUAUCAGUCAUAAACCACACAAUCGUAUUUUAACGUGCAAAGUGCUUCUAAUUUUUUCCGAAGAAAUUACAGGGGCACGAUCUGCCAGUGAAAAUAAGAAAAAGAUGUAUUAAUAAUAAUGAUACAUUGAUAAUAAUGCAGCGAUUAAUUUAAUAUUUCAGGCUCGAUUAAUGGAGGAAUUCAUAAUGGUCGUGAGAGACUUGGUCGAGGAGGGCAUCAUCACAUUGAAAAAUCUUGACCUGGCGAUCAACGAAAUGAUGAAUACCAGCGCGAUACCAACGUCCAUAAAACCGAUGUCGAAGACCGAUAAUGGUUUGGCGAAUAUUCUAAAUUCGCUGGAACAGCUAGACUUUUACCAACGUGACGAUCAGGGAAACGAGAAUCGGGAGAACUCGAGAAUUCCAAACCGCAUCGAAUCGGUGAACAAGUUGGAAUUAAAAAAGGCGAAGACCGCCGGACAAUUGGACAACGUAAUGGUGAAAUUGCAUAAACACUUGGCUUUCGUUCAAAGUGUGUUUGCCAGAAUUUGCAGGAAACAUCACUCUGAAACGCUGUUGACUCAGUCGAGCUCAAGCGAUCCUGAAAAGUUCGCGUCGAUGAAUCAGCCCAAGAAAGUGUCGAUACUUUAGAGUUUAGGCGAUUACAAAGCAAAGUUUAUGAAACUAGUACGAGUGGCGAAUUAAUAUCUUCCUUUGUACAAUUUCUUCUCGAUAAAUAAUUGUACGUUUCCUGAAUAAAAAUUUUUUCCAUAAAAA